This is a messenger RNA of Meriones unguiculatus (Mongolian gerbil), 3737 nucleotides long. RefSeq names its product zinc finger protein 180-like. The transcript has 5 exons. NCBI's taxonomy places the organism in Eukaryota, Metazoa, Chordata, Mammalia, Rodentia, Muridae. The record is from RefSeq and is a predicted model, not a curated record. Gene Ontology annotation, cellular component: nucleus. Gene Ontology annotation, molecular function: RNA polymerase II transcription regulatory region sequence-specific DNA binding; DNA-binding transcription factor activity, RNA polymerase II-specific. The coding region runs from base 1435 to 2640 and encodes 401 amino acids. Gene Ontology annotation, biological process: regulation of transcription by RNA polymerase II.
AGCGUCUGCACCCGGAAGUCUCAGCAGGGCAGAUCCAGAAGCGAAGCCCAAAGGGAGGGACUUCCGCUAGAGGCGCGCCGCUACCCAGACCUGUUGUCCCCUGUCAGCAGUCUUAUCCCAAGCAGUAAUGAACUCAUAGUCCUGCUCACACGAGGGGGCGGGGAGGGGAAGAACCUUGGGGCUCGCCGCCUCCCGCACCUGUCCAUCGCCCGCCGUCCGUCCUGGAGUCCCCGAGCGGCUCCUGCGUGGGGCAAGGGGGAUGGCGGGAAGAGAAGAAGCCCAGUCCUUCUCUCCCACCAGGCCUGUGUGCUUCCUGGGGGAGAUGGGUGCAUGCCGCCCUGGGUGAGGUUGUGCACGACCUUGUAUAUGUUGUCCUGGCGCCCUCUGCUGGCCUGCGUGUGCAUGAGCAGGGAGGACCCUAUAAACGAUGUUUUGGGGGUUGAGUAGGUAAGGUUCACUGGGCUUAGUUGUUAGGGUGCUGGGGACUCAGUACAGAAGGAUCUGGGGCAAAGAGAAAAAGGAAGCGGUGGAGAAGAAAGAAGAGGAAGGAAGGAAAGAGAGAACAAAGGAAGAAAGAAAUCUGGUUUUUACAGAAAAAAGUCAGCUAAUUGAAACUUGGGUACUAUUUGGCGUUGGUUUGCUGAAUUUAAGCCAACAUACACAGAGAUUAAGCCAGAAGAAAAUGAUGUGGUGACUGUUUCUGAGCUAUUCCAUAUGGAAUGCAGUGUAUUCAGUGGCCCAUGCCCUCCAUUAAACGCUUUUGAGCAAAAUUGAAAUGGAAUCUAAAGACAGAAAUCCUGACUGGCUUCUACCAUGCCAGGUAAGCCUCACUCAUAAGCAAGGGAAGCAUCAAGAUCUUAUAUUAUUGAUUAUUCAGGUUCUUAUUAUGUACUCCUGACUGUCCUGGAACUUAUUGCAGAGAGCAGGCUAGCAUCCAGCUCUAUGAGGUACACCAUCCUCUGUCUCCUGAGUGAUUUUGGAAUUAAAGACAUCAGAAAAUACACCCAGUUUGCCCAUUGUUAUUAUAGUCAGGAAUCUUUUAUACUAUUUCUCUCAUGUGGGCUCAGUACUAUAGAUAUGUUUACUCUCUCUGUCUCUUUGUCUGUUAAUUGGCAUUUCUCUUGCAAAUCUAUAUCCUAAUUAAAGGAUGUAAAAAUUAGAAAGGUAACUCACUAUUCAGUUUCCUCCUAAAAGGAGUUGGUUAUUACAUUAGAACUUGUGUAUGAGAAAUAAAUAAAAGAAACACCAGAAUUCUUUGAAAAUAUUGUAAAUGAAGGAUACAUUUUCAGUAUUCUAAGUAUCAUGCUUUCUGAUGUACAUGUGCAUGAAUAUUUUAGAGUGCAUUGACCUACAUACAAUGAUGUGCAUGUGAACUUCACUCGAGAAGAGUGGGCUUUGCUGGAUCCUUCCCAGAGGAGUCUAUACAAAGAGGUAAUGCUGGAGACCUACAGGAACCUCACUGCUAUAGGAUACAAUUUGGAAUAUCAUAAUAUUGAAGAGAAUUGUCAAAGUUCUAGAAAACAUGCAAGGUUUGAAAAUAGUCAUAGUGGAGAGAAAGCUUCUGAAGAUACUCGAUAUGACGAAGUCUUUACACGUCACAUUAGUCCCCACACAUAUAAAAGUAUGCAUAUUGGUGAGGAUCGCUAUGAAUGUAACCAAAAUGGUAAUGCCUUUGCACAUAACAGUCACCUCCUAACACAUAAAAGGACACAUAUUGGAGAGAAACCUUAUGAAUGUAACCAACGUGGUAAAGCCUGUGCACGUAACAGUAAUCUAAUACACGAAAAAAAUCACAAUGGAGAGAAACCUUAUGAAUGUAACGAAUGUGGAAAAGCCUUUGCACGUAAAAGUACUCUCAUAGUACAUGAAAGAACUCACUCUGGAGAGAAACCUUAUGAAUGUAACCAAUGUGGUAAAGCCUUUGCAUGUAAUAGUAGUCUCCAAAUACAUAAAAGAACUCACACUGGAGAGAAACCAUAUGAAUGUAACAAAUGUGGUAAAGCCUUUGCACGUAACAGUACUCUCCUAGUACAUGAAAGAACUCACACUGGAGAGAAACCAUAUGAAUGUAACCAAUGUGGUAAAGCCUUUGCACAUAACUGUCAUCUGGUAGUACAUAAAAGAACUCACACUGGAGAGAAACCUUAUGAAUGUAACCAAUGCAGUAAAGCCUUUGCACGGAGCAGUCAUCUGGUAGUACAUAAAAGGACUCACCCUGAAGAGAAGCCUUAUGAAUGUAUCCAAUGUGGUAAGGCCUUUAAACAUAACAGUAAUCUCCUGAUACAUAAAAGAACUCACACUGGACAGAAACCUUAUGAAUGUAACCAAUGCGGUAAGGCCUUUGCAUGGAACAGUCAUCUGGUAGCACAUAAAAGAACUCACACUGGAGACAAACCUUAUGAAUGUAACCAAUGUGGUAAAGCCUUUAAACAUAACAGCAGUCUCCUGCUACAUAAAAGAACUCACACUGGACAGAAACCUUAUGAAUGUAACCAAUGUGGUAAAGCCUUUGCACGGAACAGUCAUCUGGUAGUACAUAAAAGAACUCACACUGGAGAGAAACCUUAUGAAUGCAACCAAUGUGCUAAAGCCUUUGCAUGUUACAGUGCUCUCCUAAAACAUAAAAAAACUCACACCUGAGAGAAACCUUAUGAAUAUAACGAAAGUUGCAAAGACUUUGCACGUAACAGUAAUUUCCUAAUACAGAAAAGAACUCCCACUGGAUAUAAACCUUAUGAAUGUAACCAAUGUGGUAAAGUCUUUGCACAGAAUAGUCAUCUGGAAGUACCUAAAAGAACUUACAUUGGAGAGAAAUCUUAUGAAUGUACCUCAUAUGAUAAAGUGUAUGCAUUUCAGAGUAGUCUCUGAAAACCUAAAAGAACACAACUUGAAGAAAAAAACAUUAUGAAUGUAAUCUGUUUGGCAUCAUCUUUGUACAACACAGUCAUCUCCUAAUACAUAAAAAUGCAUGUUGCAGAAAAUUCUUAUGAAAAUAACCAAUGUCAUAAAAGCUUUUCAUGUAAGAGUCAUCUUGAACAAGAACACUUACUGGAGUGAAACCCUAUGACUGUAAUCAAUGUGUUAAAGCCUUUGCAUAUCAUAAUAAUCUCCAUGUACAUAGAAGAAUACACACUGGAGGAAAACUAUGAAUGUAACUAAUGUGAUAAAGCUUCUUGACGUAAUAGUAAUAUCAUAUGACAGAAAGAACAUAUACUGGAGAGAAACCUUAUGAAUGUAACCAAUGUUCUAAAAGUUGCUCUUCACACUCAUCUUCAAAGUCAUGAAAGAAUUCAUAUUGGACUGAAAGACUAUGAGUGCAUUUAGCAUGGUGAAGCUCUUCCACAUUUGUAUAGUCAUCAUCAUUAAAGAAUUCAUACUGGAGAGACAUUAAUGAAUGUUUUAAAAUGUGAGGGCUUUGCAUAUAUCUAUAUUUUUCAUCAUUAUAAAGGUUUCAUAAUGGAGAGGAAUUCCAAGAAAAAAACAUUUUUAAGAGGUGCAGCUGAGAGGCACUGUGGUUAUGUGGACUAGAUAUGCAAAAUAUUUCAAGUGUUUCACAUCUUUCUUCUUCACAUGUUCUCUUUACAAAAUAAUUAGAACCCUGUGUCUCUCCACACCCCUGCCCUGUGGAUCUUCUGUACUUUCUCCUGCCUUCUUUGAUUUCUUUUGUUUUCAACCCAUUAAGAAUUUAUUGUAAUGGAGACUUAAAAAAUGAAAUAAAAUGAAUUUUCAAAUCUUUU